AUGGAGCGAAUGACGGAUUCCGAUAUGUCGGAGGAGCUGAAGGGCAUUUCGAAUACAGAGAAGAGGGGCUGGCUCAGGGAUCCAGGUCUGCGAAAGUUGAACUUGGGGAUUGUAUUUAUGUUCGCUUCAUCUGCUGGAACGGGAUAUAACGGGAGUUUGAUAAAUGGAUUGCUUGUGUUGCCUGAGUUUAAAGAGAUCAUUGGCGGUCUCGACCCUCAUAUCCUCGGUCUUCUCAUCGCAGCCACCUCACUCGGCGCCUUUAUAUCCUUCAUCCCAGCAUCCUACUUUGCCGAUAUCCUUGGACGCAAGAAAUGCGUAACAGUCGGAUCGGCAUUGGUGAUUAUUGCAUCUCUCGUCCAGGCCGCUGUACACAGUCACUGGGCCUUCUUCGGCUGCCGCGUUCUAGCAGGUGUAGGCGUGGGGACAGCACAAACCGCAGCCCCAUUAUUGGCGACGGAGAUCGCGCAUCCACGCCAUCGACAAACGGCCACAGCACUUUAUAAUGCAGCAUGGUGUGUAGGAUCUAUUGUCUCCGCUGCGAUUACCAUGGCCACAUUGAGUAUGCACACCACCUGGUCGUGGACGAUACCCUGCAUGCUACAGGCGUUCUUCCCGCUAACCCAGCUUGUGGGUCUGUGCUUUGUCCCUGAGAGUCCACGGUGGUUAGUCUCGAAGGGACGAAAAGAUGAGGCCCUUGCAGUUUUGGCUGAAUUUCAUGCUAAUGGGAAUUCGGAUGAUGAGCUUGUUCAGCAUGAGUAUCAUCAGAUUUGCAUCAGUAUAAAUGCGCAGCACCAGCAACCCGGUUAUUGGAGUACUUUCUUUUCGUCGAAGGGAGAUAUGCACCGUCUUGCGAUCUGUAUUAUAUGUGGAUUUAUGCAGGAGUGGGCUGGAAACGGUAUCAUCUCUUACUAUCUUGCUCCGAUUCUUGCCUCUGUUGGCAUUACCAAAGCCUCCCACGAAGCUGCUGUCAAUGUGGGCUUGCAAAUCUGGAAUCUUAUCUUGUCCUCGGCUGGUGCUGUCGCAUCGGAGCGCUACGGCAGACGUAUUCUGUGGUUGCUAUCGACAGCAUGCAUGCUUCUUUUCUUAUCCAUAACCACCAUCGCAGCCGGUCUCUUCCAAGAGAAGCACAUCGCAGCUGCAGGUGUCGCUGUCGUCCCAAUGCUGUUCCUCUUCUUUGCUGGCUUCGAUCUAGCGUACUCGCCACUGUUCAUUGCCUAUCCGGCUGAAAUCCUGCCAUUUCAGCUCCGAGCAAAGGGUCUGGCAAUUACGUUAUCUACGGAUGCUGUCGCGUGCUUCUUCAACCAGUACGUCAAUCCGGUAGCGUUUUCCGUUCUGCAAUGGAAGUAUUAUUUCGUUUACGUAGGCUGUUUGGUAAUGUUCUUCUUAUUGGCCUAUUUCCUCUUUCCAGAGACCAAGGGAAGAUCAUUGGAGGAAGUUUCAAGGAUUUUCGAUCACAAGGACCAUAUGGAAGAUGUGAAAGAGAAAAAUGGUGAAAAGAGUUAG
This is a messenger RNA of Penicillium longicatenatum, 1503 nucleotides long. RefSeq lists its product as uncharacterized. Gene Ontology annotation, biological process: carbohydrate transport; transmembrane transport. Gene Ontology annotation, cellular component: membrane. The transcript has 3 exons. Lineage: Eukaryota; Fungi; Ascomycota; Eurotiomycetes; Eurotiales; Aspergillaceae. Bases 1 to 1503 code for a protein of 500 amino acids. The record is from RefSeq and is a predicted model, not a curated record. Gene Ontology annotation, molecular function: carbohydrate:proton symporter activity.